This is a messenger RNA of Chaetura pelagica (chimney swift), 2274 nucleotides long. It is a transcript of the gene JMY, whose product is annotated as junction mediating and regulatory protein, p53 cofactor. The transcript has 10 exons. The record is from RefSeq and is a predicted model, not a curated record. Gene Ontology annotation, cellular component: nucleus; cytoplasm. The coding region runs from base 157 to 2274 and encodes 705 amino acids. Gene Ontology annotation, molecular function: Arp2/3 complex binding; actin binding; transcription coactivator activity. Gene Ontology annotation, biological process: 'de novo' actin filament nucleation; intrinsic apoptotic signaling pathway by p53 class mediator; Arp2/3 complex-mediated actin nucleation. NCBI's taxonomy places the organism in Eukaryota, Metazoa, Chordata, Aves, Apodiformes, Apodidae.
GAGCCCGCCGCUCUCGACGCCGAGCCCGCGGGGGAGGAGUGCAGCUGGGCCGGCCUCUUCUCCUUCCAAGACUUGCGGGCUGUGCACCAGCAGCUGUGUUCGGUGAACUCCGAGCUGGAGCCCUACCUGCCUGCUUUCCCCGAAGAGCCGUCGGGCAUGUGGACGGUUCUUUUUGGAGCCCCGGAGCUAUCCGAGCAGGAGAUGGACGCUCUCUGCUACAAACUACAAGUUUACUUGGUCCAUAGCUUGGAUACCUGCGGCUGGAAGAUCCUCUCGCAGGUACUCUUCACUGAGACUGACGACCCCGAAGAGUAUUACGAAAGCCUGAGUGAGCUGCGACAGAAGGGGUACGAGGAGGUGCUGCAGCGGGCCCGCAGGCGAAUCCAAGAGCUUCUGGAAAAACAUAAGAACACAGAGAGCAUGGUAGAGCUGCUUGAACUGUAUCAAAUGGAAGAUGAAGCCUACAGUAGUCUUGCAGAAGCUACCACGGAGCUCUAUCAGUACUUACUACAGCCAUUCCGAGAUAUGAGGGAGCUUGCAAUGCUUAGAAGACAGCAGAUAAAGAUCUCAAUAGAGAAUGACUACCUAGGCCCCAGAAGAAUUGAGAGUCUGCAAAAAGAAGAUGCCGAUUGGCAGAGAAAAGCCCACAUGGCUGUGCUUUCUAUUCAAGAUCUUACGGUUAAAUACUUCGAAAUAACAGCUAAAACACAGAAAGCUGUGUACGAUCGAAUGCGAGCAGACCAGAAAAAAUUUGGUAAGGCAGCAUGGGCAGCAGCAGUGGAACGUAUGGAAAAGCUUCAGUAUGCAGUUUCUAAGGAGACACUGCAGUUGAUGCGUGCUAAAGAAAUCUGUUUGGAGCAGAAGAAACAUGCACUCAAAGAGGAGAUGCAGAGCCUGAAAGGUGGUACAGAAGCCAUAGCCCAUUUGGACCAGUUAGAAGCUGAUUAUUAUGAUCUACAGCUUCAGUUAUAUGAAGUGCAAUUUGAGAUCUUGAAAUAUGAAGAGCUGCUGCUGACAGCACAACUUGAAAGUAUCAGAAGACUGAUGUCAGAGAAGAGAGAUGAAGUGGUAUACUAUGACACUUACGAAAGUAUGGAAGCCAUGCUUGAAAAAGAAGAUACUGCAACAUCUAUACUCUUGCAAAAAGAGGAGCUACAAAAGCUACAGCAAAAAAUCCGCCAGCUGGAAGCAAGACGUGGACGUAUUUCAGCCAAGAAAGCCUACCUCAGAAAUAAGAAGGAGAUCUGUAUUGCAAAGCAUAAUGAAAAGAUCCAGCAGCAUCACCAGAGUGAAGAGAAACACAAAAUGCACCAUACUGUUCAGAUAAAGCGAGAUCAGUUACAAGAUGAAGAGGAAAGAAAGAGCUCCUGGGUUAGUCAGGAACGGCAGAAAACACUGGACAGACUUCGCACAUUUAAACAGCGGUACCCUGGACAAGUGAUACUUAAAUCAACCAGGCUGCGGAUGGCUCACGCAAGAAGAAAAUGUGCAGGCAGCUCAGUGCCCUGUGUCGAUCAGCCUCAGUCUUUGCCAGCAACCAUACCAAUCCAAGAGAAAAGUGGAGAGGUGGAAUUGGAAAAGGCAGAUCAGCCUUUGCAAGUGCAGGAAUCCACAAGCUUAGAACAACAAGAUGUCUCGUUACCUCCCAAUGGUGUUACCUCUGAACUGCCCCAUGUUAGUCCUUCUCCAGUCACCAGUAAUGAGCUUCAACCAGAGACUGUUAUUGUAGUACCACUUCCACCCCCUUUGCCUCCACCACCUCCACCUCCACCUUUGCCCUCCAGGGAAGAUGCCACCAAAUCCCUAGAGAAAAGCAACACCUUUGUUAAACGUCAGAGUGAGGAGAAAGGAGUCCAGCACUCUUCUGGUGUCCCACCUGCACAUCUGUUUGACAGUAGUCAGCUAGUCAGUGCCAAGAAGAAGCUUAAGAAGACUGGUGAUCUAGAGGGCUUACAGAGGAGGAGAGUGAGUUCCCCGAUGGAUGAAGUGCUGGCUUCCUUGAAACGUGGCAGCUUUCACUUAAGAAAAGUUGAGCAGAGAAGUCUCCCACCUUUUCCUGAUGAAGAUGAUAGCAAUAACAUCUUGGCACAGAUCAGAAAAGGGGUCAAACUGAAGAAAGUGCAGAAAGAUGUUUUGAGAGAAUCCUUUACAAUUCUGCCUGAUACUGACCCUCUGACAAGGAGCAUCCAUGAAGCAUUGCGACGAAUUAAGGAAGCAUCACCUGAAUCGGAGGAUGAAGAGGAGAGUUUGCCUUGCACAGACUGGGAAAAUUAA